Caenorhabditis bovis is the source of this 1722-nucleotide messenger RNA. The record is from the annotation of a GenBank genome assembly. Lineage: Eukaryota; Metazoa; Nematoda; Chromadorea; Rhabditida; Rhabditidae.
AUGGGUGGCGCUAAAGUUGGCGACGCUACAGCCGUUGAAAUGCCUGAGAAUCGAGAUGAAGACAAACCAAAAUCAUGUUCGGAUGCAGUAUUUGGACGAAGAGCUCGAAAAUACGCCUUCAUAUUCAUUGUCUCAUUUCUCGCAAUCCUCACUAUAAAGGACGUUAUCGAUUUGUUCAAAGAGUAUUUCGAAUAUCCGAAAGAAUCUGAUAUUAAUAUUGUUUUUAACGAAACAAUGACAAUGCCGAACAUAACGUUCUGCAUGUCCCGACAACAAGCAUGGUCCCAUUUCAAGCUCAAUCUCUCAGCUCCAGUUGACGAAUGGGACAUGAUUGUGGAUGAAAGCCUCGCCAAUAUGACCGAUCACGACGGCUUCAUGGGGACACCAUGGGAUUACCGCUUAGUUAUGGAAGCUUACGACAUGAUAGCUACACAUAGUAGUAUUGAACGAGAAACUACCGCUCACGGCUCAGCUCGUUCCAUGUUUGGCUUCAAAAAUGCCCCGAGACUUGCCGGAAAAAGAAAAACGUUUAAGAAAUGGCGCGAUAUUCUAGAUACUCGUGGAAUCACAAUGGAUGAGUUCACUCAAAAAACGGGAAUGGAAGUUCUUCGCCGUUCGCUACAAGUUUUCAAAAGAUUCACAUUUGAUGAAGAUGUUAUAAUUAAAACAAAAAUUCACAUUUCAUGGAUUUCUCAAAUGGAAAUGUGCUUCCAGCCAAUGUUCGACACGGAUAACUUCCCUCCAAUUAAUGAUCAAGGGCGUUUCUUCGAUAUGCUUCUAUCGCAUAAUGCUGAAAAUCUCGACGGGCAAAGUGUCUCUUGUAUGUCUGUCGAUUUCCAUGGCCGACCAUCAUCUCUCAACAGAUUCAUGGAAGGAAAAGGUCGUUCUCGUGACGGAUUCAUUGAUGAGCUUUGUCUUGGUCAACGGCAUGAAGUUACUGUACAUGUAACCGCGCACUAUCAAAUGCUUGAAAAUGAUGAUGAUGGAACUGCGUGUCGCGAUGUUGAAGAAGGUGAGGACAACGAAUUUGAUUGUCGAUCGCGUUGUAGGAUGGAAAUGAUAAGAGGUAUGUGCAAAUGCACUCCUCUUACGCUAAGUUAUUUGGCAAAGGACGAUUUAGACCUGUUUCCACUCUGCGACUACACCAAGUGUGAUGUCGAUGUUCAAAACGGAACAUUCUCCGAUUCGGAAUGCAGCGCCAAAUGCUACCACGACUGCAAUCAAAUGCGCUACGAAGUUGACCAUGCCGUCAAAGGCCGAAUGGUUCGACCUGAUUUGACUCUUGUCAAUUUGCACUGGGGAUCAUUCGAGUAUCUUUCAAUGGAACAGCAAUGGAAGUACACAACAACAACAUUCAUUGCGGCUCUCGGAGGUUCUAUUGGAAUGUGGCUCGGACUUUCGAUUCUUUCUCUUAUUCAACUCGUCACCUAUUCUUACACCUACUUUACAAAGAAGAUCGUCAAUGAGAAAAUACUUAAAAAGAGUGGACCUCCAGAAAAAGAGACCGAUGGUGAUGCAGAUUUCCAAAUUGACAACGGAACCGAAAAGAAGAAAAUGUCGCUAGCCGAAAAUCCGUUCGCCGAGUUCUUCCCAAGCGGGUCAGACGGAGCGAAAAAACCAAAAAUGGGCUCUAGACAAUCAUCAUUAGAUAAGGAUAGCAAUGUUCCAGCAGUAAGCUACACCUCUAAUCCAGGUGGCACUUCAAAAGUGCGAAUAAAUUAA